Molecule: messenger RNA, 1012 nt
Organism: Haplochromis burtoni (Burton's mouthbrooder)
Lineage: Eukaryota; Metazoa; Chordata; Actinopteri; Cichliformes; Cichlidae
Product: Fc receptor-like B
Exons: 4
Coding region: 156-656 (166 amino acids)
Biological process (GO): cell surface receptor signaling pathway
Molecular function (GO): transmembrane signaling receptor activity
Source: RefSeq, a predicted model, not a curated record
CAGGUGUGUGUGUGCUGCUGCUGUCUGCACUGGCUGUUUCUGCAGUCUCUCUGCAGGUCAGUCCAAACCUCCAGCAGAUCUUCAAAAAUUACGCUUCUUCUGUGUCUCUGAGUUGUGUUGAUGAUGAAGGAGAGACAGCUGAUGGGUGGAAGGUGAUGAUAACAACAGAUGACUACAGUUAUGACUGUGCUGACAGUCUAAGCUUGCAUGGAUAUGGUGUGGGAUAUUACUCUUUCUGUAUUCUGGAUUCAUUCUUCUCCUCUGAUCCUCUUUACUUCUGUGAAAACUCGUCUGGACAGCAGAGCGAUGAAGUCUCCAUCAGCAUUUCAGAUAGAAGUGUGAUCCUGGAGAUCCCUGCACUUCCUGUGAGGGCAGGAAGUAAUGUCACGCUGCGCUGCAGAAACCACAGCGGUUCAAAGGUUGAAGCUUAUUUCUUCAUUAAUGGGAGUCAUGUUGGAGCUGAACACAAGUCAGAGCUCAUCAUCACUAAUGUGCAGAAGUCUGAUGAAGGCGUCUACUCGUGUUCUGUCGGUGUAGAUAAAGAAUCUCUUAAGAGCUUUCUGAGGGUCAGAGAGCCUGCUGUCACCCCUUCUUCCUCCCCUCGUCCCCCUUUUCUUCCUCCCUUCCUCCUCCUCCUCACUUUUUGUCUGUACUGAGACUAUCCUGCCAUCUAGUGGUCUUUUGUCCAUAUUGCAUCUCUGCUGGUGUGCUGCUGUCCAUCUGAUGCAGAAGGAAGACGGCAAAGAAAUCAGCCAUCUCCAUGGAGAUGACCCGGCACGAUGGAGGAUGUCAGGGUUUGGAUGGAGACUAUGAAUGCAUGUUUGCUGAUAUGCUUUAUACAAGCCCAAGAUGUCUUCAUGGUGUGUUUAUUAUAUGCUCCUGUACUGAUGAUGUUCAGCCUCCUCUGAGUAUAAAUAGCUUUUGGGGUUUUUUUUUGGAAAUCAAUCCUGUUUCUCCCUCCAAGUGAGAAAACACUUUAUGUUUUAUUACUGGCUAUGGAAAUCGUGUACAU